AUGUCUACAACAUCUGCUUUCUUCUACGGCACUCUGCUCCACCCCAAGAUUCUAAAGCGCGUUAUCGGGAACGACGGGUCGCAUCUUCAGAUAUGUCCUGCAUUGCUUCUGCAUGCAGAUUAUCCCGGGGUCCUGCCCUACGAGAAGAGCAGGCAGCUGCUCGGCGAUGGGAUCAGCGAAGAUGAUAAGUGUGUUCGUGGGACGCUCGUUGCCGGCCUGACCCCUUCCGACAUCAGUUUCCUGGACGUGUUUGAAGGGGACGAAUACACGCGGGAGCCGGUCCUCGUUCAUCCUCUCGGGGCUCUCGCUCCGCUCUCGGAUCCGGACGACAAAACGGUGGCGCCCAGCACGCCCCCGCCGAUCCCACCGUUGGACGCGCUCGCGCCUGCGGUGCCCGCUGAGACAUACAUCUGGGCGCGACCGAUUUCGGAACUCCAGCCCGAGAUCUGGUCGUACGAGACGUUCAUGCGCGAGAACGCGUGGAAGUGGGUGGGAGACGGCUCGGUGGACAAUGAGGAUUAUCUGAAGAUCGAAGAGCGGCGCGCCAUGAACGGCAACAUCGCCAGGAUCGCCGGCGCAGGCGAGAUCAUUCGGGAGGAGAGUUGCACUGUAUAA
Messenger RNA from Punctularia strigosozonata HHB-11173 SS5, 615 nucleotides. RefSeq lists its product as uncharacterized. The record is from RefSeq and is a predicted model, not a curated record. Bases 1 to 615 code for a protein of 204 amino acids. NCBI's taxonomy places the organism in Eukaryota, Fungi, Basidiomycota, Agaricomycetes, Corticiales, Punctulariaceae. The transcript is spliced from 4 exons.